AUGGACGAUGAAAAAUAUUUUACUUUGUCCAACUCUGAGAUGAAGGGUAACGAUGGGUUAUACACGAACGAUUACGAAAAUGUACCUGAUGAAAUAAAAUUCAAAAGUAAGAAAAAAUUUGAGGACAAAAUUUUGGUAUGGUGUGCAAUUUCUGAGGCUGGCUUUAUCUCACAGCCCUACAUUAGUGUUGUUCGAGGCGAAGCCUUAAACGCAAAUAUUUAUAUUCAAAGAUGUCUCUCUAAAUUGCUUCAGUUUGUAAACACACAUCAUGCAAAUGAUCAAAUAGUCUUUUGGCCAGAUCUUGCUUCAUGUCAUUACGCGAGGAUCACAAGGGACUGGUACGAAACUAACAACAUUACCUUUGUACGGAAAGCAAACAAUCCCCCCAACCUACCUCAGGCUCGUCCAAUUGAAGAGUUCUGGGCAAUAUUAAGUCGGAAAGUCUAUAAUAACGGAUGGGAAGCACAAAAUCAGGAACAGUUAAGACGCCGCAUAUAUCCAAAAAUUAGAGAAAUUGACGCCGAGGUUCCAAAGGAUGAUGCAACGUGUCAGGGGAAUUAUUAG
Diabrotica virgifera virgifera (western corn rootworm) is the source of this 564-nucleotide messenger RNA. RefSeq lists its product as uncharacterized. Gene Ontology annotation, molecular function: nucleic acid binding. The coding region runs from base 1 to 564 and encodes 187 amino acids. The transcript has a single exon. Lineage: Eukaryota; Metazoa; Arthropoda; Insecta; Coleoptera; Chrysomelidae. The record is from RefSeq and is a predicted model, not a curated record.